AUGGGUGGCGGUAACUAUCAUUCGGGUCUACCAGUCCCAAAUCCAACCACAUCUUACUGGCAAAUUCCACCGCAUCGGAUAGCGGAGCAUCGGACGACGACGCAAUUACCUACGGACACGCUCUUUGACUAUGUUAUUGUCGGCUCCGGGAUCUCUGGGGCGGCUAUUGCUUACAAGUUAUUGUCCAGGGACCCAUCACUAUCAAUCUUGAUGCUCGAGGCGCGCACCGCUGCGUCUGGGGCAUCAGGUCGAAAUGGUGGUCUUUGUCGUUCUGGCUGGUGGUUGAACUACAAGACGUACCUGGAAGCCUACGGCGAAGACGAAGCUCUCAAGUUCGAGCGACUAGAAGAGGAAAAUGUGCAAGACAUGGCUAGUUUUGUGCGUGAGCAUGAUGUUGACUGCGACUUUGAGGAUAUCGAGACCGCCGACGUCUACUUGACAAAAUCAGAGUGGGCAAAGAUCAAGGAGGUCCUCGCUCUUAGAGCAGAAGUCAGGAAGCGAAGACCUGAUGCUGUGCCUUUGGGAGACAAAAAAGUGUUUGAGGGUGAAGCGGCAGCACGGCGCGUUGGUAUCCAGAAUGCUCUUGGUGCUGUGUUAUACCCUGCACAUACCCAGAAUCCUUAUCUCCUGGUCUGUAAGAUGUUGGAACUUGAUCUAGAAAUGGGGCUUAACUUGCAAACAAACACGCCUGUUUUAGAGAUACACCAGACAUCAUCAGAGUCAGGGAACACGACCAUUUGGGAGGCCAUGACUGAUCGUGGUACGGUUCAAGCGAAGCAGGCCAUAUUGGCUACGAAUGCUUUCACGAGCGUGCUUCAUACCAGUCUCGCUAGGACAGGGUUUAUUUGGCCUGGAAGAAGCCAGGUUAGCGCGAUUCGUCCGGGCAGUAAAGUUGGCGACAAUCCAGCUAUGCGACUGGUUGUAGCGUUAAACGACGUACAUUCUGGCGAUUACUUCCAUCAGCGAGCAGUUGGUCUGAAGGGUGCAGGUGACAUUCUAUACGGCGGUGGUCGAUUUCUUUCGCCUAACAAGGAAAAGGGGAUUGCAGACGAUUCCAAGGUCAAUCCUAGAAUUGCGGAGUAUCUAAAGCAUGCCGCUGCCAACUACUUUGGUCGCGAGACAUGGGGUGAUGAAGGAGAUCAAAUAAGGGAUUGGUCGGGUAUCACUUGCUAUACCCGUGAUACAUUUCCACUUGUCGGUGAAGCACCUGGCGAAAAAGGUCUGUGGAUGUCUGUGGGGAUGAAUGGGCAUGGCAUGGCGAUGGCGUUCCGUAGCGCUGAAGCGCUUGUCCAGAUGAUCACGACUGGCAGAGAACCAGAGUGGUUUCCCAAGUGCUUCAGACUCGCAAGAGCGUGGUCUGAUUCCAAAGUUCAUGUGCCACAAUUGACUUAG
This is a messenger RNA of Truncatella angustata, 1392 nucleotides long. RefSeq names its product FAD dependent oxidoreductase. Lineage: Eukaryota; Fungi; Ascomycota; Sordariomycetes; Amphisphaeriales; Sporocadaceae. Gene Ontology annotation, cellular component: cytoplasm. The record is from RefSeq and is a predicted model, not a curated record. Gene Ontology annotation, molecular function: oxidoreductase activity. Bases 1 to 1392 code for a protein of 463 amino acids. The transcript has a single exon.